This is a messenger RNA of Vitis vinifera (wine grape), 1371 nucleotides long. RefSeq lists its product as uncharacterized. The transcript has 2 exons. The record is from RefSeq and is a predicted model, not a curated record. NCBI's taxonomy places the organism in Eukaryota, Viridiplantae, Streptophyta, Magnoliopsida, Vitales, Vitaceae. The coding region runs from base 109 to 1071 and encodes 320 amino acids.
UUUGUUCCUCUUUCUCAAAUCUUCAGCGCCUCUGUCUCUGUCCAAGGCCAUUGCCGGAAGGGGUAAGUAAAAAUACCGACUAGUCUCCAAGCUUCGACGCCGGAAAAAAUGGCUAUACUCUCAACGGACUCAACGAACUGGGGGUUGUCCCUGAAAGUGUUGCUCAUAUCUACUGGGGUGGUGUCCAUGGCUGUGGCAUUGAAAAUCUCCGUCCCGGUGGUGGUGGAGUUUGCAGUCUCGGAAGUUCCUUCUAUUUGGAGCUUUGUUCUGUCCUGGUUGAGACCUCCGUAUCUCUACCUUGUCAUCAACUUUAUCAUCAUCAUCAUCGUCGCGUCCUCGAAGCUUCAGCACAAGGUCGAGGAGCCGCCGGAGACAGCCGAGAUUACGAUUUCCAGCGCUGUGGCAAUGGACUACGCGGUUCCGUACAACGGGGUCGUUUCGAAGAAUGUAGUGGAGCUGCGGCCGGAGUUCGGAUAUGUUUAUGACGCGAAUGCGGUGGUGGAAGCUAGGGCUCCAGAUGCCAAGACGGAGAUGAAAGGUUUGGAGAUGAACGAUAGUGAUGAGUUCACCAUCUCGAGGUCUUCGUGGACACCGGAGAGGAAAGAUUCUAUGGAAAACAUGAUUCCUGCUGAGAAACCGCUUGUUUCUAUGAGAUUCGGUCACCGGAGAGCCGUCAAAUCCAGUCCUGAAGCUGGGAAGGUACUGGGAGUAUCCAAGCCGAAACGGCACGAUACGUUAGAGAGCACGUGGAAGACGAUAACGGACGGGCGUCCGAUGCCAUUAACGAGGCACCUGAAGAAAGCUGACUCGCUGGAAUCACAGCGCUGCAGCAUCGAUCUGACGCCGCAGAAGGUGAAGAAAUCAGAGACGUUCACCGACCGGAGUAGCACGAACUCGUCGGUGGCGUCGUCGCCGGGAUCGGGGAAGAUGAAGAGAGAGCCGUCGCUGAGUCAGGACGAGCUGAACAGGCGAGUUGAAGCGUUCAUUAAGAAGUUCAACGAGGAGAUGAGGUUGCAGAGGCAGGAAUCCUUGAAUCAGUACAAUGAGAUGAUCCGCCGUGGGGCACGGUAGACUUGGGGAAAAAUAUUGGGGGGGUCUGGAAAGUGAAUUAAAGUCUUUUUAAGUCAUGUUUCUGCUUUUAUUUUAAUCUGGAAGGAAUUUUAUUUUCCAGUUUGUUCAUCCCUGCGGCUGAAACCAUUUUCCUGGAACCCUGCCAGGUUUCAUCAUCUCCAUCAUCUUUGUGAAGACAGAUUUGGCUGUUUGAAUUGAAGUUUGUUUAAUUUUUGUAACAGAUUUAUAGGAUUUGUCACAACUGUGGAAGUUUCUGGAAGGCUGUAUCUCCUUCUAAUACAAGUUUCUUUUUCGUAGUUC